UCAGAAAGUGUUUUACUCUUUUGUUUUCAGGUUCUGUACAUUGAUGGGGUGUAUUCAACGCUAUGACCCUAAACGGGUGUAUUUGAUAUUUAUUUUAUCUUUUUGUCUAUAUAUAUGGUUCAAUUCGGCAAAAUGGAGUCUACCGCAUUUGAAUGAACCCAGCUGCCUUCCGGCUGAGAUAAAAACUGGAGCAGGCGAGCUUAUAUUAAGUAGUGGAAAGAAUAAUAAACAGUAUCUGUUUGUUGUUACUCCUACCUAUAACAGAAUAACACAAUUGCCGGAUAUGCUCAGGAUGAAACAAUCAUUUUUACUAUUAGACAAUGUUGUCUGGAUUGUGAUCGAGGACUCGGGAUGUCGGCACUCGGAGGUUUAUGAGCUGAUAAAAGACUUUCCUCUACUAAUCUACAUCAAUCAAAAGCUAUCAGGUGCACCUUCGAGCUAUAACAAGGGUGCUCAACAGAGAAAUCUGGCUAUCAAACUGCUUCAAUCUCACUUUUCUUCUUACCAUAAUUCUGUUGUCUACUUCGCUGAUGAUGAUAACACAUACAACUCAAUGCUACUGCCGAGACUUUUCAAGACAAAGAACAUCUCAGUGUUCAAUGUUGGCUUGAUCAAUGAAGACGUGGAAGGACCAGUAUCCAACGAUCAAGGCAAUUUUGUUAAUUGGCGUACAAGAUAUCCUGGCAAGUUCUUCAAUAAAGAAAGGAAGUUUUGUAUUGACAUGGCAGGCUUUGCUGUUUCAGUCAAGCAGCUCAUAGAUUCGAAUGCGUUAUUUGACCCUAAAGGAGUACGGGGCUAUCUGGAAACUGAUUUUUUAGAAAUGUUUCCGAUUCAAUUGCAUGAACUAGAAGUGCUAACUUUUUCCAUAUCUGAAAUUGUAGCAUGGCAUACCAGAACAUCAUACAUGAUUGCAAAUCACACUGCAAGUGCGUACGUUUGGUUAGUAAUACGAAAUGCAUUUUAUUUCCUUUCGGCAUAUUUAGUAGCUGUUGUAGUGCUUCAUAAAUUGAAAUUCAUGAAAGUUUGAUAAGUGUUUUCUUAAGAUAAUAAUUGGUUUUUUUUUAGUGAAAACAGUGUCAAUAUUUAUACCAUCUAGAGUUAGUGUUUUGUGGAAUGUUUACAAUGGUUAUCUAAUUCUAUUCUAUCUCAUCGAUCGUAAACUGCCAUCUUCAUUUAAAUCUU
Symsagittifera roscoffensis is the source of this 1182-nucleotide messenger RNA. RefSeq names its product galactosylgalactosylxylosylprotein 3-beta-glucuronosyltransferase 1-like. The transcript has a single exon. Gene Ontology annotation, biological process: chondroitin sulfate proteoglycan biosynthetic process; carbohydrate metabolic process. Gene Ontology annotation, molecular function: galactosylgalactosylxylosylprotein 3-beta-glucuronosyltransferase activity. Lineage: Eukaryota; Metazoa; Xenacoelomorpha; Acoela; Convolutidae. Bases 44 to 1027 code for a protein of 327 amino acids. Gene Ontology annotation, cellular component: Golgi membrane. The record is from RefSeq and is a predicted model, not a curated record.